UUUGAGGUGGACUUUGGUUUCAUCAAUCAACAGUGACUAAAACCACUUUCUUCCAAUAAAGGUUAUAUUAUAUCAGUACUCCAUUUCUAGGACAUUGUCCACUUCAGGUAUAUUGUGUUGGUAACAUGAAGGUUUCUGGCUUCUUUGCUUUGCUCUUGGUGGUUGGAGCAACUUUGAUGUUCUUUAACAUCUUAAUUCCUACCAGUGCAUCUUGGUCACCUGAUUUCAUAGGGACCAACAAUGGUCAUAAAGCAACACUGAUUGCAGUAAGCAGGAAACUGAAGGAAAAUGGAAACAAUGUUAAAAGUGGUAUCAGCAACAAUGGUGAUAUGAGUCAAGUGAUUCUGACUGAUUACAAUCCCGUUGAUCCAACACCAGGUUCUAGAACAAAGGCCUCUCUAUAUCCUGAUCCUAUUGAGCAUGGAAGCCCUCUGAUUCCAUACAUCCCAAAACCUUCACCUCCUGGAGAUUCUGACUAACUUUCUGCCCUCUUAAACCAUGCUAUAGUAGACACUAUGGUCAGAAGAGGAACGCUAUCCACACUCUUUAACAUAAUUCCCAUUAUGGGAAAAUAAGAAAUUGUUCAAAGUAUGUGUUGGUAGAUUGCUCAUGCUGAAAAUAAACAUAGGACUGUUCUCACGUUUAGUCAGUUUUCUUUGUUGUUGUGCUUAUAUUCUGUGUGCCAGACAGUAAUCCUAGUUUUCACGUGUGCUAUUGUGAAAAAACCAGUUGUGCCUUUGAGCAUUGUACGAUCUUUAACUAAGGAUCGUGCGAAUUUCUAUUUUUGUUGGGUUGUGUUUGUGCAGCUUCAGUAUGUUUAUUUUUUCUUUUAGAUC
Molecule: messenger RNA, 836 nt
Organism: Vigna angularis (adzuki bean)
Lineage: Eukaryota; Viridiplantae; Streptophyta; Magnoliopsida; Fabales; Fabaceae
Exons: 3
Coding region: 126-479 (117 amino acids)
Source: RefSeq, a predicted model, not a curated record